AAGCUACCAGUAGCAGUAUGCUAGUUGAUACUGCUGUGACAGGGAUUCAUGAACUACAUUUACGCCAUACAUUUUCACACUUUAAUUGAGACUUCAUCAUGUCUCAAGUCGAGAAGAAGGCAGGUCUGCUGAGGAGGACAUCGUCCUCUAAAAAACCCUUGAAGGAGAAGGUGGUUCUGAUGUAUGAUGAGAUUUUUGCAAAAGAAGACCCAGCCAAAAAUAAUCCUCGUUUCUGGGAUGAGCUGUUUCUUAUGAAGGUGAACCUAGAAUACCUGGAGUCAAAAUUGGAGAGUAUAGAUGGGGAGGAAGUCCAACGUAUUCAAGACAACAUCAACUCUCUGUUUCAUCAUUGCGUUCAGGCUCUUGGAGAAGAGCACCAGAUCAAAGUAGUCAAUGCCCUGCAGACUCUCUGUGCACUUUUCCGAGGAGUUCACCAGAAGAACAAGUCAGCAUCAGGCUUUGACAUUAUCAACAUGCUCAUGGGAUUUGACAAGGCUGAGCAAAGGAUGAAGGACCUGAUGGAGAGAUUAGACAGCCUUCUUUGUGGAGACAGCUCAGAGAGUCUCAAGAGCCUUUGCCUCAAACUCUUGCUAUGUUUAGUGACGGUCACAGACAAUAUUAGCCAGAACACUAUACUGGAAUAUGUGAUGAUCAAUAGCAUCUUUGAAGCCAUUCUACAAAUUCUAUCAGAUGCUUCCAGUAGAGGGCAGCAUGGCUAUGAUGCUGUGGUUCUUCUGGCCCUCCUGGUUAACUACAGGAAAUAUGAGUCUGUAAAUCCAUACAUAGUGAAACUCUCCAUUGUGGAUGACGAGCCUACCCUUGAUGGAAUGGGUGUGGUUGUCCACCAAGCGCUGACAGAAUAUAACAGGCAGUAUAAAGAUAAAGAAGAGGAAAACCAGGGGGGGUUCUUCUCUACCCUCACUAGUAUGGUGGGCAACAUGUUUAUUGCAGAUGCUGACGAGAAGCUCUCUGUACAGACAAAUGAGGCAAUUCUGCUGGCACUUUAUGAGGCUGUUCAUCUCAACAGAAACUUCAUCACUGUGUUGGCACAGAGUCACCCUGAGAUUGAUAUCACAGCCACACCCACCACUACAACUCCAACCACACCAACAACGCCGCUUGGAACAACACCACCUUCCUUAGACAUGAUGAACAACCCAGAACUGCCAUUGGAUCCUAACCUGCAGACCAGCAACCUUCUCAUUACCUUCCUCAAGUACGCCUCCAUUGUAAUGCAGGAUACAAAAGAUGAGCACCGGCUCAACAGUGCCAGACUGUGCCUGAUCAUCCUCACCUGCAUAGCCGAGGACCAGUAUGCUGAUGCCUUUCUUCAUGAUGACAAUAUGAACUUUAAAGUCAGCCUCCACAGAAUGCCCAUGAGACACAGAAAAAAAGCUGUAGACAAAAACAUUCCUUCACGUCCGUUGGUCUGUGCUGUUCUAGAUCUGAUGGUGGAGUUCAUCGUAACUCACAUGAUGAAGGAUUUCCCCAUGGAUUUAUACUUGCGCUGUGUGCAGAUCAUCCACAAACUCCUCUGUUACCAGAAGAAAUGCAGAAUCAGAUUACACUACACCUGGAGAGAGCUUUGGUCAGCUCUCAUCAACCUGCUGAAGUUCCUGCUGUCAAAUGAGACCACGCUGCUGGCCAAGCACAACAUCUUUCAUCUGGCCUUACUGAUCGUGAACCUGUUCAACAUGUUCAUAACUUACGGUGACACAUUCCUGCCCACCUCCAACAGCUACGAUGAGUUGUAUUAUGAAAUUGUACGAAUGCACCAGGUUUUCGACAACCUCUACUGUAUGGUUUUGAGAGUAUCAACCAACACAGGCCAGUGGAAGGAGGCAGCCAGUAAAGUCACACAUGCCCUCGUCAAUAUUAGGGCUAUUAUCAACCAUUUUAACCCCAAGAUUGAGUCGUACGCUGCUGUGAACCACAUCUCCCAGCUGUCAGAAGAACAGGUUUUGGAGGUGGUUCGCACCAACUAUGACACACUGACCCUCAAACUUCAGGAUGGUUUGGACCAGUUUGAGCGAUACUCGGAGCAGCCAAAGGAGGCAGCUUUCUUCAAGGAGCUGGUGCGCUCUAUCAGUCUGAAUGUGAGGAAGAACGUCUCUCUGAACACACUGAGUCAGGACGUGCUGCUCAAAGAGUUCUCCACCAUCUCCUGAGAUGCACAUCCUGCGUUCAUCUUCCAUCUUUCAACUUGAGCACCAACCAGUACAACCCUCGAUUGUUCAGCCUUCAGAUCGCCUUGACUCCACAUCCUCUGUCAAGUUAAAACUUGUCCUGCAGAGACAGACGAGCUGACAGGUGAUAUGCAUUCAGAAACUGUCCAGACUUUCAUCUUUUGUGGUCGUACGUAAGCGUGGUAGUUCGAGAAAGUGCCCAUAUUGCACCUACUACUCAUGCAAUCAGCAGUAUUGGCUGGACUGUUCACUGACAUGAACGUUUUGAUUUAAAACAGUAAGACAAAGUAUUUAAGUCCCUUUGAGUUCAACUAAUCACAGUUAACUAUUUCCAGCAGAUACUACGGACAAUUUAGCAACGUUGCUUAUGGUGAUACUGAGCCAUUUUGAGUUUAGUGACUUUCUCCUUGAACUAGAACCUUUUUGUUUCUAAAUGCUUGUUGCGUGAAUGUUAAAUUCUCAAUUUGUUCAUGGAAAACUUCAAGCAUUUUGUAUUUGCGCAUUUGCUAAGAAGUACAAUGUUUUUAGUAAUUUGUUGAGGUUGCUUAAAGUUAUAAAAAACCUUUAUGUUGUUGUUUCAAACCUCCCAACCAGAGCCGAUACUAACAAUCCCUGCUGUUGACAUUUUUCUCUUUAUUUUAACAAAUGAAUCUGAAUGUGUUGGAGUGAGCUGCCGGUUUAGGAGAACUACUCCAUGUCAUGGCUGGUGUGAAUGCUCUUGAUGAUUUUUUUGUUUUGGGUUGAAAGCAAACCUGAUUUAUGCAGUUUGAUCAAGUGGAAGGCCUCUGACUCCAGAAGUUGUAUUUGUUUCUUUUUUAAAUAAAGAUUGUUUUCCUA
Melanotaenia boesemani (Boeseman's rainbowfish) is the source of this 3023-nucleotide messenger RNA. It is a transcript of the gene armh3, whose product is annotated as armadillo like helical domain containing 3. Gene Ontology annotation, biological process: regulation of Golgi organization. Lineage: Eukaryota; Metazoa; Chordata; Actinopteri; Atheriniformes; Melanotaeniidae. The record is from RefSeq and is a predicted model, not a curated record. The transcript is spliced from 26 exons. Gene Ontology annotation, cellular component: cytosol. The coding region runs from base 99 to 2168 and encodes 689 amino acids.